UCAAGUAACAGGAAGUUGGAAGGUAGAAACAGCACCUCUUUGAUAGCUCACCCAAAGAACCAAGUGACUUACCAUUAUUUUGAGGACAGCACAAAGAGAACAUCUCAGAAGUGAGGGCUCUGAUUUUUAAUACAAAAGAAACAGUGGAAUUUUUCUUCAUUGGCUGUGAAAAUAAAUCCACAACUUUUGGAGACCCAGGAACACUAUCCAGUCUCUCAGCAGUGUGUUUUAUAAACAUCGGUGGAGAAUCCUCUACGUGGGGCAACUGGAUUGUGUUCAGCCCUGCCUGCUUCAUACUUGGGAGCUGCCAUCUCCCACCUAAGCCAAUGGAUUACACACAAGUGUGCAAGUGUUUCUACCUCAGUUUCUUGGUGCUGGCUGGUAUUUGCUACCCCUGCUCAGGUGCCAGCCAGGUGAUCAAGGCAGUGAAAGAAAUGGUAAUAAUGUCCUGUGAGUACAACAUUUCUGUCGAAGAACUGGAGAGAGUUCGCAUCUACUGGCAAAAGGACCGUGAUAUGGUGCUGAGUGUCACACCUGGGUCAAGGAAAGUGUGGCCCGAGUACAAGAACCGGACCAUGAUUGACAUCACUAACAACCUCUCCAUUGUGAUCCUGGAUCUGCGCCUGUCCGACAUGGGCAAAUAUGAUUGUGUCGUUCAGAAGUUUGAAAAAGGGUCUUACAAACUGGAACACUUGACUUCGGUGACGUUAUCAGUCAGAGCUUACUUCCCUAAACCUAGUAUAACUGCCUCUGAAAUUCCAUCUUCUAACAUUAGAAGAAUAACUUGCUCAACCUCUGGAGGUUUUCCAGAGCCUCACCUCUUCUGGUUGGAAAAUACAAAGGAAUUAAACGCCAUCAACACGACAGUUUCUCAAGAUCCUGAAACUAAGCUCUACAGUGUUAGCAGUGAGUUGGAUUUCAAUGUGACGAGCAACCACAGCUUCGUGUGUCUCAUCAAGUAUGGAGAUUUAACAGUGUCACAGACCUACAACUGGCAAACACCUAAGCAAGAAGAUUUUCUCAACAAUUUACCCUCGCCCCAGACUUCUACAAUCCUACUAGCUACAGGGAUUCCUGCGGUCAUUGUAGUAAUUGCAGUAAUAGGCUACUUGGUCUACAGAUGUGCCCAAAGAAGGAGAGAGAGAAGGAAUGAGGAGGGACUGGAAAUGGAGAGGAUGUCACCUAUCUUUAUAGGAGCUGCAGAAGUAUCAGCUGAACAGAUCGUCUGAAGGUCAUACCUCCAUUUGCAUUUGACUUCUGGGAACUUCUUCAGAUGGCCAGGAUUACUGAGCCUUGCCCUUCACGUAUCCUGUUCUCUAGGAGUUUCUUCACUUCAGUUGCUUUUCUGGAAGUGUCCAGAGGAAUACGGUGGGCACAGAAGUAGCUCCAGUGACCUUGAUCAAGGAGUUUUGAAAGACAGAACUCUUCAGGUCUGGAAGGGACUUUAGUCUCAUUGAUGACAAAGGCACUGAGGCCCAGGGAGGUGGCUUGAAUUAUAAAGGCCAGAGCCAGAACCCAGAUUUCCAGGCUUUGGUGCUCUCUCCCUUCAUCGGUUUGACUCUGGCCUGUUAACUGGUUGUGUGUAUGUAUGACAUCUGUCAAAGUGCUUCUGGAGACAGAAUUCCAACAUCAAGUCAACUUCAGAGACUUGAUCUGAUUUCCUAAUGCAAUUACUAAAGAAAAAUAUUAUGUUGCUAUUUUAAAAAGUCAAAUGUAAUGUGUGGGAAAUAUGACAAUAAGUACAUCUACAUGAAGAUAAUGAAAAUAUUACUGGCAUUUAGCCAGUAUUCCAUUUUUGAGUGUGUUCUCCUUUGUUGUUCUCCCACUUUCCCAUCAGGUGCUGGAGAAAGUAGAACUAUCCAAAACUAAUUUCCUCUGACAUGUAAGUUAAGUGAUUUACAUACCUCAAAACAAUAGUCAGGUUGGAAAGGGAUAGUCUAAAGACACAAUCAACUGGUUCAUAUUGGACUAAUAAUCUCUUUAAAUGGCUUUAUGCUAGUUUGACUCCAUAAUAAAAUAUUUAUGAGAAAGUUCUCGUUGAAAAUGAGCUUGUUUUUUACUGGGUACGUACUAAGCGGUAGGCUACCUUCAAAUGUCUGAGGUGGUAAGAGCAUGCCAGAGGGCCUCCUUAGAUCCCUACCGUUGCUUUUCUUCUUUGGUAUUUCUGGAUUUUUCUGACAGCGGAGAAAUGAAAAGGCAGAAACAGCCAAGUACUGUUUGUAUGUUACUCAUGACUUUUUCUCUGAAACUACCUUCCACAAUUAACUGGACCAGGAGUGAACCCAACUUAAGCUGGGACAUUCAGACAUUCUCAUCUGAAAAUUGGGAGUUGGACAGCAAGAGGUGACCAAGUUUCUCAAAUGUGGAUGGAUUUAAGAUAUUUAAUUUUGGUAUAAGGGAAAAAGAUUAUACUAUACAGUCUAAGAAACUUCUGUAUAACACAUUACAUGCCACCUUGGGUUUAUUUUUAAAACUAAAUCACACACAGGUAGUAAGUUUAUAAGAAUUUAGAACAGAAAAAGACCUCAAGAGAUAAUUAGCUAUAAAACUCAACACACAACACUAUUAUUUUAUUUUAUUUUGAGACAGAGUCUCACUCUGUUGCUCCGAGUAGAGUGUUGUGGUGUCAGCCUAG
This is a messenger RNA of Microcebus murinus (gray mouse lemur), 2635 nucleotides long. RefSeq names its product CD80 molecule (gene CD80). The record is from RefSeq and is a predicted model, not a curated record. Gene Ontology annotation, biological process: positive regulation of T cell proliferation; cell surface receptor signaling pathway; cellular response to lipopolysaccharide. Gene Ontology annotation, molecular function: coreceptor activity. NCBI's taxonomy places the organism in Eukaryota, Metazoa, Chordata, Mammalia, Primates, Cheirogaleidae. Gene Ontology annotation, cellular component: external side of plasma membrane.